Messenger RNA from Seriola dumerili (greater amberjack), 4109 nucleotides. RefSeq lists its product as uncharacterized. Gene Ontology annotation, cellular component: membrane. NCBI's taxonomy places the organism in Eukaryota, Metazoa, Chordata, Actinopteri, Carangiformes, Carangidae. The record is from RefSeq and is a predicted model, not a curated record. Bases 276 to 950 code for a protein of 224 amino acids. The transcript is spliced from 6 exons.
UAGAGCUAGAGACAGCCCGCAGCCCGGAACAGGCACACGGCGGAAGGGAGGAAAACACGGGAGGCACCGUUCUCUGAGAUGAAAAUAACUGCACUGUAGUUUUCACAGACUUGUUGCUGUCAACACCAGGACCGUUAAUGACACCGGGACCGUUAGUGACACCGAAAACUCCUACGCCGAUCAUCAGGCUGAGGGUAAAGCCGCAGGUUAAAGUUAACUUGGGACCGGGGUGCGGACUGUUGGAACUGGACUUUGUAGCCGGUUAAUACCCGGACAUGGACCAAUACAGGUACUUUAUCUUCAACCAGAAGAGCGUACUCGUCUUCGGGAUCCUCCAGAUCGCCUGUGCAGGUCUUUGUGUGGUCUGUGGGUUCAUGGACGCGGUUUUCCGCAAGGACACCCCGCUGAGUACCACCAGGACGCCGGUGUGGGGAGGACUGAUCAUGGCCUCUCCAGGUGUUCUGGCUCUGUUUGCCUCGCAGAGGAAAAACUCAGUGCUGGUCAGUGUGAUGGUGGCAGCAGCUGGCCUCUCCUGUGUGGCUGCACUCUUCAUCUCAGGUUAUGCCUGUCUGACGCUCACCUACGGGGAGGAGAAUGAGGACGUCUUCCACCACCAUGACAGUCCUCAAGUGACAUUCGUGCUCCAUCGGAUGGUGAAGGGAGCCAACGCCACCAUCCUGCUGACCUGCACCAUCAGCCUGGCCCUCUCCUCUCUAGUCGCCUUCCUGGGCUGUCGCAGCCUGCCCCGCUGUGGCUGCUAUGACGCCAGAACAGGACUGGAGACACUUGUUCCUCAAUGUGACCCUGGGGACACGGAGAUGGUGUGUACCAGGAGAGCAGGUGGUGAUGAUGACACACUCUUCAACUCUCCAGCUCAGUCCACUGACCAAGGCCCCACUGAGGAAGAGGAGAGGCCCUCUAAACUGCCUCCGUACAUCAGACUGACCUGACACACUUAGUCGGGGAGGGGACUCAAGAUUUCAUUCAAAUCUUGCCAAAGCUGAAUAUCUGUAUAAGACCAACAUCAGGACUGAGAUGUUGUUUGUUCUAAUUCAUAAAUCUUUGUACAUUUUAUGCAUUUAAUAAAUAAAUAAAUGUGACUGAAGUGAUUUCUAAAGAGAGACAACUCCAGUGUGACAUAUUGAGGGAAGUUUAUUGCAAGGCUACACAUGACAAAACCAUUGCAGGCGUUUCCCUCUUCCACUUGUAGUUUCGUUCAUUAGUCACUUUGUGAAUUAAUACUAUUCUGUCAUUGAUGUUUUUCUUUCAGCGUUUGCAAUGAGAGGUACAGUAGCAGUGUUUGUGGUUCAUGGCUAUAGUGAAAUGAAAUGACAAGACCCAGUCCAGUGUGCGGGUAUCAAAAACAAAGGACACUUAAAGAACAGAAACCAAAAUCUAAAACAUGACGUCAUCCUCUGUCGUCACACACAGUCCUCCAUCCUGCAUGGACAGCCUUUGAAUAGUGAGUCCUGAGAGAAGGCCUUUUGGUUUGAUCAAUGGUCCACAUCCUUCAAGAAGAUGUAAAGAUAGAGUGUAACCAGCAGAGGAGCCAGGAGACCAGAUGUGGCCAUGACAACCAUCCAUGACCACAGAGACAGAGCUGCACACUAACAGACUGAGGUGUCAUGGCAACAGCUUUUAUCAUACAACACACAUGCCAAACAUUGUAUCACAAGUUUACACACAGGCUGAGGGGUGGGUACAGGCUUGUACAUGAACAGGUGCAUACCACAAACCCUCACACUGUGGGCACUGUCUGUGCUCACCUACACAGAAUUAUAUUAUCCAACAGCCUGUUCGUGUGUGUGGGGGGCAACUUGUUCACUAAUCAGAAGGUAAGUGGUUUGAUCCCCGGCUCCUCCAGUCCGCAUGUUGAAGUGUCCUUGGGAAAGAUACUUAAGCCCAGAUUGCCUGUGAUGGCUGUUGAAUGUGUGAGUGAAUGUGGCUUGUACUGCAAAGCGUUUUCAGUGUUCUAUAAGCCUACAAAGGCUUACAGGGGGACUGAUGUGGUUUAAAGGAGUACUCUUAAUUCUGAAGUGUUACAUAACAACAUCACAUGCUGCCAGUAUGCAGAGUUAGCUCUGGUGCUGGAUGCUAACAGGUACUGUCACUCAAAACAAGGUGUCUUCAUUUAAACCUGCAAUCACUUGGAGGCAGUGAAAACACGACAUGUCAUCACAUUUUAAGUUCUUAUGUUCGACUUGUGGUCAUACAGCUGUUUAUUUCCACAUCCAGCUGUUAUCGAUGAUAGAUGAUUCAUGUGUAUCUCCUGAUGAAUCUACAGUACAGUACAGUAUUCCCUCUCUUUUAGCUCCAUGUUUGGUCACCAGCUCCUCCUUAGCUUUCUUUAGUCUGUCUGCUAUUUGUAUGAUGAGCAGUUAGAAGACAGAGGCUGUUUACAGUUGAAAACGAGGCCAUGAGAGUGAACCAGACCAGUAUGGUUAUGUCUGAACAUAUGAGCUGAAACUCACUAUGAAGCUCGGUGAAGCUGAGGGGAGCUGCAGACUGUGAUAAUUGUCUGUAGGUUCAUCACUACCACAAACUCCUCUCACAUAAUCAUCAUUAAAAUAUAGAUUAAAGCUGCAUUAAAAAGGCUGUUUCUUUUGGUUUCUUGUCAGGAGCAGGUGGAAGCUGACAAGAACUUCAGCCAUCAUUGUCUUUAUAAUAUAAGAGAUCCUCUGAACAGCUACGUCUUAAUGACAGACUUGAGGCUAUAGUGAGGAGAUGGGCCAGGGCUAGCUGGUUAGCAUGCUAACUUCAGUAGAAGAAAAGACAUGAUAGUUAACACUGGUGUUUGUUUCCACCUCUGGAGACAGCUGUUGGUGAGCAAAGGAAUGAAGUUUGAUGCUGAACUCUCAACGUUUCUUCUCGACGGGUAAGUAAACAGAUGGUAAUGCUAAUGUUAACUAUGUAGCAAAAUAGCAAAACUUACAUAUAGCUGCUUUAAGCUUUCCUGCUGCUUUCUGUUGGGGGAACCAACCUCAGUCAUUAACAAUAACAGCGCAGUGUGUAGGUAGUGAAUUGGUUGAAAUGAUGAAUACUGAUUGGCUAGAGCUGACUGGGGAUGCAAUGAUUUGAAUUUUUGUCUCCUGAAUGACUCAGGAACUGUAAAUAAACUAGUCUUGAGAAACAGUGGCGUUGGCCAAAGACGAAGGGUUUUCACUCAUCACUUAAGCUUUGGUAAUGUAAGGUGGAACUACCAUUAGCUAUUAAUCUGUUACAGUGAUUUUUUAUUUCUCACAUUUGAACCUCUCCUGGGCCAGCCCACAAUAAUGACACGGCUUGACCUGAUUGGACCAAACCAAAUCAGAUGAAACAUCUUUUCAGCUGAAUCAAUCUUACUCAACCCUGAAUUAUUAACCACAGCAAAACAGGCAGUUGCAGCAGGGGCCCCGAAGGCCCGAGGUUCACUGGGUCAAUGCAACUGGUUUCUGGUAAUCUGAUUAAAAGUAGGGGAGAGUGGGGUAAGAUGAGCCAGUGGGUAAGUUGACCCACCCCCUGUAUCUUGGCAACCGUGCACUUUUACCACAUAACAAUGUGACCAUACAUUUUGGAACCACGCAUAAUUUCUGCCAGACUGUGAAAAGGAGAAGCACAUGGGAGGAGUAGUAAGCACUGCUUUACUUUAAAAUCUGUUUUUGGGUUGUCAAAGUAAAUUUUUAGCAUAUCAGAUGUAAUGGCUGCUACAUCAAAGCAAAUUUAUCUGGGUCUAAAAAUAUUUAUGAUGCAUGUUGGUGAUUUGCCAAUGUAUAAUACGAUGCAAAUUAUUUAGCUAAAUAUGAGCCUGAAUUGGUAAGAUAGCUAGUUUUUUUCCAAAAUGGCGGCUAUGGGGCAGAGUGAGCCAAACGCUGUGGGGUAAAUUGGUUUCUAAUAUUUCUAUCCUUCUGAAGUCUGUGCAGUGACAUAAUUGCUUCCUGACCUCCAAUGACGGUGCAGUGUCUCGUAGCUGAUAGCUCAGCAACAGAAUGACCGCUUGGUCAAAAAGGGCAGUGCUGAAAGCAGUGACCACCUUGUUGUGACAUUACAAAAUUCCAGAAAUUCUGAUGGCUUGUUUUAAGCUCUUCUGAAUACAGGCUGUUUGCAUUGCUCUGUGUACUGAGCGCUUUGAU